AUGAGGGAUCGGCCCGUCAUCAGCAUCGAAAUUUACACCAUAUACUGCGGCGAUGCUGAUGAGAACAAAGCAGGUGGCUGCGCGAUAGCUGUGAGGAACGAUUACAAGAACCUGGUGGAGGAAUUCGACUCAACGUCAUCUAGGUCGUCUAGAUGCGCCUUUGUACGACUGCGGGAUCGCAGAGGAAGUAAACUCUGGAUCGUAAGUGCACCUACGGAAACCGCUGAGGACAACAGUAAGGAUGCCUUCUAUGAUGAACUCAAUGCGUUGUUGUCUAAAAAACCAAGCCAGCGGGUGGUCAUUGUCAGAAUCGACGCAAAUGACUCUGACCACCGUCCAGUUCUUCUCAGCUUCAAGAUACGAUUCCACAAGAGAAACCGAGAAGUUCCUCUUCAACCGAAAAUUGACAUGGCAGGUCUGAAAGACGAAGAAUGCAGAAAAAAAUUCCGCCAAAGUGUGUGUCUAUUCAUGUUGGAGUACGGACCAGGAAGAAGCUUAGCGAUGCGGACUCCUUCACAAAGUGCAUUCAGGACGAAACGCUCCCGGUUCUAUUGCCGCGGAAGAAGUUUGCCUUUGCAUCUGCGGAAACAAAAUCCACGUACAAUUUUGUAUGUGUCGCGCGCAGCACUGGUGACUUUAACUAGGAAAAGCGUCUUAGAAGGAAGCUGUAUCGUCAACUGCAACAAUAUCGCGAUAACGGGUGGACGUUAA
Molecule: messenger RNA, 711 nt
Organism: Necator americanus (New World hookworm)
Lineage: Eukaryota; Metazoa; Nematoda; Chromadorea; Rhabditida; Ancylostomatidae
Exons: 1
Coding region: 1-711 (236 amino acids)
Source: RefSeq, a predicted model, not a curated record